Molecule: messenger RNA, 1341 nt
Organism: Adineta steineri
Lineage: Eukaryota; Metazoa; Rotifera; Eurotatoria; Adinetida; Adinetidae
Source: the annotation of a GenBank genome assembly
AUGGUUGAAGGUUUUCCUCCUCCAUCACCAUCAUCAUCACCACCAACACGUUCACUUUUUAGUGAACAACGUCGAGCUCGUUCACGUUUUCGUCGUCGUGAAUUAGUUCAAGAAGAAGUUCGUAAAACAAUGUUAACUUAUAUGACAAGUUUAAAAGGUGAAAUAACUGAUGUUGUACUCGAAGAAAUGAUUGAUUAUUAUAAUAGUCAAACAUCAAAAUUAUAUCGUUUGGAAAAAGAAUUAGUUAAUUUAAAAAAUACAUCAUUACCAAUUUUACAAAAUGGUACAACAAUAAAUGAUUUAGUUGUACGUAUGUCAAAACAACAACGUUCAUUUGCAUCAAAUAUAUCACAAAUGGAAUAUAAAAUACGAAAUUUAACAAAUGUUUUAAAUGAUUUAUUAUCGGAAUUACAAAAACCUGUACAACAUGUUCGAAGACUUGUUUCAGUUAAAAAAGAUUUCGAAGAAAAUGAAACACCAACAGAUUGCGAUGAUAUACUUCGUCAACAACCAACACUUGUUACUCAAGGGAUAUUUCGUAUAAAACCAAGAUUAUCAUCUGAAUCAUUUGAUGUACAAUGUAUUUUUGAAAAUAAUACAGGAUGGACGGUUAUACAACAACGAAUAAAUGGUACAAUUGAUUUUUAUCGUGGAUGGGAUGAUUAUAAAAAUGGUUUUGGGGAUUUACGUAGUGAAUUUUGGUUAGGAAAUGAAAAAAUACAUCAAUUAACAAAUCAAGGACAAUAUCUACUUCAUAUUGAUUUAAAACCUUGGGAUGGUUCACUACGUACGGCUGAAUACGGAAAAUUUUCAUUAGAUAAUGAAAAUCAAAAUUAUAAAUUACAAAUUUCUCAAUAUCAACCAUUAACAUCUACAGCUGGUGAUUCGCUUUCAUCACCAUGGGAUAAUGCGAAUGGUGCACCAUUUUCAACAUUUGAUCGUGAUCAUGAUAAUUUAUUUUAUGAUAAUUGUGCUUUAACUUAUCAUGGAGCAUGGUGGUUUACGAGUUGUUUUCAAUCACAUCUUAAUGGUGCGUAUGUACGAUCACCACUUGCUUUACAAAAUACAGCAAGAAAUGGUUUACAUUGGAAUACAUAUGCACUGUAUCAUUCUAUGAAAGAAACAACAAUACGUAUUCGAAGACAACGUACAUCUGAAACAAAAAUUCUUAUGGCUCAAACAAAAAAAUCCGUUAGUGAAUUUAUUCAAGAUGCAUUUUGUCCCAUGGUUGCUGUUUUAUGCAGUUAUGAUGCUGAAAGUAUCUGUCGAAAAAAUAAUUUAACAUUUGCAGAAUUAAUUCAACCAUUCUGUCGUCUUCCAACUGAAGGUUUUAGUUUUUGA